This is a messenger RNA of Centruroides sculpturatus (bark scorpion), 2443 nucleotides long. It is a transcript of the gene Pgi, whose product is annotated as glucose-6-phosphate isomerase-like. Gene Ontology annotation, cellular component: cytosol. Bases 96 to 2228 code for a protein of 710 amino acids. The record is from RefSeq and is a predicted model, not a curated record. The transcript is spliced from 22 exons. Lineage: Eukaryota; Metazoa; Arthropoda; Arachnida; Scorpiones; Buthidae. Gene Ontology annotation, molecular function: carbohydrate derivative binding; monosaccharide binding; glucose-6-phosphate isomerase activity. Gene Ontology annotation, biological process: gluconeogenesis; glycolytic process; glucose 6-phosphate metabolic process.
UGCACAUAAAGGCAAAGUUACGUCACUAAAACCGUACGACAUUGCUCUCGUUGAAGGGUACGAAAGCAGACAACUAACGAGAAAAUCCUUUAAAGAUGGUUUUCGAACAAACUAGUAUUUUAAGCGAUAAUUCUAUAUACAAGAAAUUAUUAGAAUAUAAAAAGAAUAAUGAAUCCAAGUUGUGUAUGCCUUCCAUGUUUAAAAACGAUCCCAAUAGAUUUGACAAAUACAGUAUUUGCUUGAAGACACCUGUUAAUGGAAAAAUACUUUUUGAUUUUUCAAAAAACCUUAUUGAUGAAGAAGUUUUAAAAUUGCUUUUACAGUUGGCUAAAGAUCGUAAAGUUGAAGAAGCAAGAGAUGCUAUGUUUUCUGGAGAAAAGAUCAACUUUACUGAAAAUCGUGCUGUUUUACAUAUAGCUCUUCGUAAUAGAAAAAAUUCACCAAUAAAUGUUAAUGGAAGUGACGUAAUGCCAGGAGUAAAUGCUGUUUUAAAGCAUAUGAGAGAAUUUACUGAUGCUAUUCGUUCAGGAAGUUGGAAAGGAUAUACAGGAAAGUCAAUUACAGAUAUCAUUAAUAUUGGAAUUGGAGGCUCAGAUUUGGGUCCUGUAAUGGUGACAGAAGCUUUAAGACAUUAUCGUGGUAAUGGACCAAAUGCACAUUUCAUUUCAAAUAUUGAUGGAACUCAUAUUGCAGAAACAUUGAAAAAAUUGAAUCCAGAAACAUGUUUGUUUAUCAUUGCUUCAAAAACAUUUACAACUCAAGAAACAAUAACAAAUGCUGAAUCAGCAAAAGAAUGGUUUUUAUCUCAUGCUAAAGAUCCUUCAGCAGUUGCAAAGCAUUUUGUGGCUCUUUCCACAAACGGACCAAAAGUGAAAGAAUUUGGUAUUGAUGAAAAGAAUAUGUUUGAAUUCUGGGAUUGGGUUGGUGGAAGAUAUUCUUUGUGGUCUGCAAUUGGCUUAUCUAUUUCACUCUUCAUUGGAAUGGAUAAUUUUGAAGAAUUAUUAUCUGGAGCUCAUUUUAUUGAUGAACAUUUUAAGACAGCAUCUCUUGAAAAAAAUCCAAAAGUGAAAGAAUUUGGUAUUGAUGAAAAGAAUAUGUUUGAAUUCUGGGAUUGGGUUGGUGGAAGAUAUUCUUUGUGGUCUGCAAUUGGCUUAUCUAUUUCACUCUUCAUUGGAAUGGAUAAUUUUGAAGAAUUAUUAUCUGGAGCUCAUUUUAUUGAUGAACAUUUUAAGACAGCAUCUCUUGAAAAAAAUGUUCCUGUUAUUAUGGCCCUUCUUGGUAUUUGGUAUCAUAAUAUUUUUGGAGCUGAGUCUCAUGCAUUACUUCCAUAUGAUCAGUAUUUACAUAGAUUUGCAGCAUAUUUUCAACAAGGUGAUAUGGAAUCCAAUGGAAAAUAUGUAACAAGAUCAGGUAUGCAAGUGAAUUACACUACAGGUCCAAUAGUUUGGGGUGAACCUGGUACAAAUGGACAACAUGCAUUUUAUCAAUUAAUUCAUCAAGGUACAAGAUUAAUACCAUGUGAUUUUAUUGCACCUGUGAAAUCUCAUAACCCACUUCGUAAUAAUCUUCAUCAUGAGGUAAUCAUUGUAUUUUUAUUUGAUUUAAUAUAUAUAGUUUCUUUAAACUCUCAUAUCAAAAUAAAACCAUCUAUUAUCAUCACUUUCAAUUAUACUGAGUAUGUUCCUGUUAUUAUGGCCCUUCUUGGUAUUUGGUAUCAUAAUAUUUUUGGAGCUGAGUCUCAUGCAUUACUUCCAUAUGAUCAGUAUUUACAUAGAUUUGCAGCAUAUUUUCAACAAGGUGAUAUGGAAUCCAAUGGAAAAUAUGUAACAAGAUCAGGUAUGCAAGUGAAUUACACUACAGGUCCAAUAGUUUGGGGUGAACCUGGUACAAAUGGACAACAUGCAUUUUAUCAAUUAAUUCAUCAAGUAUUAUUUGCAUUAAAAAUGGGGCUCCAUUGGACUUCAGUAUUUUUAGGAAACAAACCAACAAAUUCAAUUUUGGUUGAUAAAAUGACACCUUUCAACUUGGGAGCUCUAAUUGCAAUGUAUGAACAUAAAAUAUUCACUCAAGGAAUCAUAUGGGAUAUAAAUUCAUAUGAUCAGUGGGGAGUUGAAUUGGGAAAACAAUUGGCUAAAGUCAUUCAUCCUGAACUUCAGUCAUCUGGUCCUGUAUCCAGUCAUGAUUCUUCCACAAAUUCUCUAAUUAAUUUCAUCAAAGAAAAUAAGUAAUUUUAAUAAUGUUAAGAAAAAGCGUAAUUAAACCAAAUAAGUUUUAAAGAAAAUUGCAGAUUGUUUUAAUUACACAUUUUUGUAUAAGAGACUAAUAAACUAGGGUAAAUCAGAAAUUUAGUAUAAAAUAAUUAUGGGAACGAUCAAAUAUUUGUUUAUUCAAAACUGCCAUUAUUGUUUACAGUAUUAAAAUAAUUAAGAUAUUAGAGAAUGAU